GAUGGAGUUAUGUUCUCAGACGAUUGGUUGCAGAUUAUAUUUUUUGGCUUGUAAAGCAGACAAGGAAGUUAUAUCCGACGGUUGACAACACAUUUAGGUUUAUAAGAUCGCUAAAGUUUUUCGAAGCUGUCGCUAUUGUGAAUAAUACAAAACCGGUUGUGGGCCGCACUAUGUUGUACUGAAAGCCUCGUACCAUCGAUACAGACUCUGUUCCCGAUGCUAUUGUGGAGCGUACACUCCUGUAUAUGUUGAACGUCUUCUCAGUCUGUGCGGACAUGACCAGGUCUUAGCACAGAAGUCGUGAUCUAGAGUCCUGCUGGAUAACAGGCUAUUGUGCAACCGUGUACUCUCUACAUGCCCGCCUGAAAAGAAUUUGAAGAGUGGCUGGGACACCGAUCUAAAGAUUGUUUUUACCACAUUGUAUUUCGUACCCGAACGACUGAAGAAACUUACUGCCCAUUCAGACAAGAAGUUGAAUGAACGGGUUUCAUCAUGCGGCUCCCAUGAAGCAAGAACAUGCUAAAUAGACUGCCUAUUACAACCUUGGACCUUUUUAAAAGGAUGUCACUUCUCAAGGACAACCAGCGUAGACAUUGUCGGAAUCAUAGGACAUAGAAACUGCUCCACAAAUUACCAACGCGUGGAAAGACCUGAGCUAUCACUUGACUAUUGCACAGUGUGGAGUCUGAAUGUCAACAGUCAGAGAAUACUGAAAUCAGAAGCAGAAUGGCAAAGCAACCAGAGAAGUUGACGUGGCAUCCAGGGAGCUAUUCCAUGAGCUACAUCUUAAGGAAUCUGAAUCCUCCCCAGAUCGUCCUGUGUGACCACAGUCGCUGUAAGCCGGGUGACUCGGGGUGUGGGGUCCCGUGCCUCCUGUAUAAGGGCACAGAUGCACCUGUAGCCCAUGGGGUGAGGCUCGCCAAGGGGGGCAAAGGAGGAAAGUUCAUGGUGGAGUCCGGAGAUCUGAUCCAAGUACCAGCGUCUUAUGAAGGUUGGUUUUGUGUGUUUGAUGCGAAGACGAGAAUGGAUAACAACGUCCCCGUGUACCGCAGUGCAUCAGCUCUGGCUCAAACUCGCUGUGACACCUUUCUGGUGGGUGGACGUGAAAAACUCCAUGUCAUGCAGAAGAAGAACGAUUAUCUUUCCCCGAAACAAGUUUUUCCGUGUGACGUAUUGAAAAUGGAACGCGUAUGUAAGUAUGGCAAGAAGACCUAUUUGGAAUGUCUUGAUCGAAAAGGGCGAGACAUUCUUAUUCCUUUUGAAUGCCAAUGCUUGUUCUACAUCAUCACCAGCAAGAUAAAGAAGACCAAAGUGUCCGUUUUUCAAAUAAAAGACGUAUUGAAAAAGAUACCAUGCAUUGUCAAAAUCAUUGCUGGUCAAGGUUUGGCUAAGAAGGAUUCAUCCCACGGAUGGAUGAAACUGACUCAUGUAAGUCGAGAUCCUCUGAUUGUCUGCUCCACAGUCAGCAUCCAGAAGAACUCAUUAUUAGAGAUCCCAAAAUCAUCUCUGCUGAAAUUCCAUAUUGCCACAAUGAAUAUUGGCUGGCGAGAGUAUAAUGGCUAUAAGGAUGCUCUUAGUUUGUGUCGGAACGAGGCAGAUAAGUUCAUGAAGUCCGUCAAGAUCCGCAGAGCCCAGGACAGAAGAGACCCUAAAGGCACUGUCUCUGUUCCAGCAGGCUGGAGGGCCCCUAAGAGUGCUGCUCCAAACACCCAUCUUGACAGGUCCGUUUCAGCGGGGCCUGGAACUCCCCCGGGUCCUGAUAUUCGGAAGAUUCAACGUGUCUAUCCAAGCAGACCAUCAUUAGAGGGGGCAUUCCAACCCUCGCCAAUACCCAAAGAGCCUGUCAGUGAUGAUGAAUGGGAUUGCAGCUAUGACUCUGAGGAGUGGGAUGACAUCCCAGAUAUUGCUCCAGAAAGAUGUAUGAAAGCAACCACUGACGCAGAUUAUCUGCAUCCGAUCAUCGAAUCGCCAAACCCAGAAGGAAACAGUGACUACUUGACGCCAGUUCACGAACCUGUUUCUCAAUCAAAGCCACGCCAUGUGUCCAUCAUUAAAGUGUCACAGCCUCCAAAGAAGGAUGACAGUAACAGUGCUGUUGUGAGGAACACUGAACAGAAGCCGGUGCCAGUGGAAGGUGCUAGCGGAGGUCAGACAGCAGCUGAGUCUGAAGAAUCAGAUGAUGGACAUGACUAUGUCAAUCUUCAGGAAUGGGGUUUAGACAGCGACAGCGACAGCGACAGCGACGGUGACUUCCAGGAUGUGAGAAAGCUGUCAAUACACAACAAUAGUUCUGAUUAUGAAGUCCCAGUACAGAGAAACACACUGGUGGAAGAGUUCUACUUUGAUGGUGGCCACCACAGGAUCUACCACCUGCCGAAAGAGUGUCCUCGUGUGUCUGUGGCAGACUCUGGAUUCGUAGAUGACUUAACUUAAAGUAAUAACAAGACUGUGAAAUGUAUCUUAUGUCCCUGAGUAUGAUUCGUGGGAUAGGACAUAUAACUCAUGUCAGACUCUUUUCAGUGGAUUCUUAAAACAGUUGUCUCAUUGUGUUCAGUACUUUCUUUAGUAGAUUGUGUUUAGUAGAUACAUCAGUAGAUUAUGUUCAGAAGAUACAGCAGUAGAUUGUGUUCAGUACAUACAUCAGUAGAUUGUGUUCAGUACAUACAUCAGUAGAUUGUGUUCAGUACAUACAUCAGUAGAUUGUGUUCAGUAGAUACAUCAGUUGAUUGUGUUCAGUAGAUACAUCAGUUGAUUGUGUUCAGUAGAUACAUCAGUUGAUUGUGUUCAGUAGAUACAUCAGUUGAUUGUGUUCAGUACAUACAUCAGUUGAUUGUGUUCAGUACAUACAUCAGUAGAUUGUGUUUAGUACAUACAUGGACAUGGACUGGUGCAGCUUUUUCUCAAACAAGCUGUCUACUGAACUAUUUGCCAGAAAACUAGAAAAUGUGUAAAUUGCAUUCAUUUUGAAAUGAGUGACCGGGUUUUCAGUGUCAUGACAAUGCCACUGUUUAUUGUGAUUCAAGAGUCAGACGUUUACCACCAUGGCGAAACUUUCGAGCAUGUGUACAGACGUACCAAGGACCAUUAUCGGGACCAUCUGGGAUCCAAGGCAACGAUUAUAAGAUAAUCACACUCCGAAGGGACGCGAAUUGUGACAGUGAAUUAGUGCGCUUUAGGCCACGGUAUGCGUACAUUGCAUGGCAAUGUUAUAUCCCUUGCAUGGAUGGUCGGGCCUGCGUCCAUAACAUGACCUAUACAGUCACUUACGAUAGGUGCUGAGUUAUUGCUUUAUAUUGUUCCUUUCAGAUUCGUGACCUUGUUCGUGUUUUAAUAGCAGGGAUACGAUCAUGAAACUAUCUUGGCGUUUUAAUUUUGCGAAGUCAUUGAAUUCGAUAGCGUUUAAAUCAGUAUUAUUGAAAUAGUUAUGCGAUUGGUAAAUAACAGUCCUUUGUAGAGGUGUUUCUUAAUGUUCACAAAAAAUAAUAUUAUGAGAAAUAUAUCAGAGGAAUCAGCUGGUAGAGUAUCCCGUGUGUGUGUGUGUGUGUGUGUGUGUGUGUGUGUGUGUGUGUGUGUGUGUGUGUGUGUGUGUGUCUGUGUGUGUGUCUGUGUGUUUAUUUGUGUAAUCAACUGUAACUAUAUUCGUAACAUUAAGAAAUGUACUCAAACAUAUAUAAGUGACAGAAAUAUAUUCCUUGAUGUAUGAGUUACUAAAUGAUAAAAAAUGUAGCAAAUAUAAUCAAAACUCAAAUUGGACUGUGAUAAUAUAAAUUGAAACUAAUGAUGAAUGCCUAACCAUAUAGCAUAUGGAUUUCAUGAUUGAACACUAUUCGCACGAUGUACACUACAACCACAGGUCAAGGCAGACCAGGUGACUCUUCAAUAGGUUUGCUGAGGAUAUGAGUUGAGAAGAGGGUUGUUUGAUGUAGAGGAUGAGAACAGACAAGGAUAUGUGUUUCUAAACGAAUAUGGGGGCGGUCGGGUAGCCUAGUGGUUAAAGCGUUCGCUCGUCACGCCGAAGACCCGGGUUCGAUUCCCGACAUGGGUACAAUAUGUGAAGCCCAUUUCUGGUGUCCCCCGCCGUGAUAUUGCUGGAAUAUUGCAAAAAGCGGCGUAAAACCAUACUCACUCACUCACUAAACGAAUAUGCCUUGUGACAAUGCAGUAGAAAUGUAUGUAUUCCGUGAUAUUGGUUAUAUUGGCAUUAGGUAACAUUUGGAAUCUGCUCAAACUUGUUUAUAGACAGCUAAAUAAAACUGCCGGGCAACGGAAAGUAUACACAUGAAAUUGGAUGUGACCAAAAAUUACAAACGUAAUCAAAACGUUACUAGCCUUAAAACAGUCGGAAACACUGCAAACUUAAGGUCCUAAACACAGAUGUGAUACUCGUAUCAAAUACAUCACCAUCGAAUAACCGUUGUUUGUUUCUUUUUAUUUUAACAACCAUCAACCAUUGGUUCUUUUGGCUGCAGUUUAUUAUCAUCAUCAUAUUUUAUUAUCAUCAUAUCUUAUUAUCAUAUGUUAUUAUCAUCAUGCAGCUGCAACAUCGGUAAUCCGGUUGAUACCAUUAACAAUAAAAUUGGUGUUUGUG
This is a messenger RNA of Haliotis rufescens (red abalone), 4588 nucleotides long. RefSeq lists its product as uncharacterized. The transcript has 2 exons. Bases 727 to 2433 code for a protein of 568 amino acids. Lineage: Eukaryota; Metazoa; Mollusca; Gastropoda; Lepetellida; Haliotidae. The record is from RefSeq and is a predicted model, not a curated record.